This is a messenger RNA of Aegilops tauschii subsp. strangulata, 1031 nucleotides long. RefSeq names its product photosynthetic NDH subunit of lumenal location 3, chloroplastic. Gene Ontology annotation, cellular component: chloroplast; photosystem II; photosystem II oxygen evolving complex. Gene Ontology annotation, biological process: photosynthesis; photosynthetic electron transport chain. Gene Ontology annotation, molecular function: calcium ion binding. The record is from RefSeq and is a predicted model, not a curated record. Lineage: Eukaryota; Viridiplantae; Streptophyta; Magnoliopsida; Poales; Poaceae.
GCAAUGGAGGAGGGGCUGACAGAGUGGGACGGGAACAGCGGCGGAAGCAGGCGUUGCUGCUCCAAAUUCCCCCCAUUUAUUUAACCUCGACUAUCGUUUGAGCCUUAAAUUUAGGGACAAAUAAGGGGCCAAUUUUUAAUUUUUUUACUUUUUUGAGGCGUCUUCCGUUAAGAACAGCCAGCUUCCUCGCCUUAUUUCCCCUUCAUCAUGCAACAAUUCACCCCCUUCCACAUCUUUUGAAGAUCUUUUUAUUUUCCUUCUUGUGGGGUCAUCCGUUUAACCCACCCAGUCUCUUGGCAUUUAUCGGGGAAGGAGAGGAGGGGAGAGGGGAACUGAGAAGAGCCUGAUUUGGUUCCUGGGGCAAAGGACACAGAAGCAGCAAUGGAUGAAGGGAUGGAGCUCAAGGGGUGUGUUUGCCGGAUCAAGAGCUGCGCCGGCCAACUUCUGUCGAUGGAGGAGGAUCUGGUGACUGAUCUGGACGAUGACUCAUGGGACUUGGUCUGGAGGGACCUCCGGCUGAAGGCGACCUUCUUGUACAUUGAUCUGAGCCGUGUGAUCUCCCGAAGUGAGAACGAUGAGCGCAGGAAGGCGCUCACCCUUCUCGCCAACAAAUUCUUCUACUGCACGGAUGAGCUGGGCGAUGCGGUGACGAGCCGAAGCGUCCCCGUCGUGAAGAUGUGCUACAAUGACACCGCUCAGGCUCUCCGUGAGUUGCUCGCGGCCCUUGCGCCGCCGCAGUAGCAUGUUGGGCUCAUGCCAUGUGGCCCUGUACUGCGAUGCGAUGCUGUGAGGCAGGAUCAAGCAGACACAGCAUUUGCAUCUUCUGGAUAGCAAGGAAAGGAUGGAGUCGUGACAGAAACUCUUGCAGAGGGAUGAGUCUUUAUGUAAGGAACGUAUGUGCCUGAAACUCACAUGGGCAUUUUCCAGAUGAGCACUGGCUAGAGCACCUGUGUACAUACAUGGUCCAAAUAUCUCCGCGGUUGAAGCAGAGCAAGAGAAAUAAUACCUAGCGUGUGGUUAUCUCCAGCAAA